AAAUCUAUGGCGGAUUACCUUUAAAAACAUGGGGAGAGACAGACCAGUCCUCAUAAAAGGGAACUAUCUUCUAUUCAAUUAUUUUUUCUUCUCUCGAGAAACAAGCACUCUGUAUCUUGUACCUAUCGCUUUGCCUUCAAGGGUACUCUCUCUUUUGUUUAUUUUCUUACUUCAAGCGAUACCGUGCACUCUUCUUCGACAUUAAACUAUCAAGAAUCUAUCUUUGUCCACACACAUGGCUUCGCUUACCCCGAUUUCUCAGUCUCAAUAUGUUUUUAGGAAAGCUCACCUGAAACCAUUACAAGCCCCGAUUGCUAAUUUUGGCUCCGAUUUCAUACCCAAUAGUAUUUCUCUUCAGUUUCGAUUAGCCACUUGUUCCAGGAUGAUCAAAUCGCCCUUAAAGGCCACUGUUGUGUCUGCCACCACGGCAGAGAAGCCGAAGCGGCGUUACCCAGGAGAGGCGAAGGGGUUUGUGGAGGAGAUGAGGUUUGUGGCGAUGAAAUUGCACACCAGAGACCAGGCUAAGGAGGGGGAAAAGGAAACAAAGGAGCCAGAGGAGCGGCCUGUUUCCAAAUGGGAGCCUUCCAUUGAAGGGUAUUUGAGGUUUCUUGUGGAUAGCAAGUUGGUGUAUGAUACACUUGAAGGGAUCGUCGAAAAGGCUGCUUUUCCUUUCUAUGCUGAGUUCAUAAACACUGGAUUGGAAAGAUCUGAAGCAUUGGCAAAAGAUUUGGAGUGGUUCAAAGAACAAGGCCAUGUUAUUCCCGAGCCCUCGUCUCCAGGUGUUACCUAUGCAGAAUAUCUUAUGGAAUUAUCGGAGAAGGAUCCUCAAGCAUUCAUUUGCCAUUUCUACAACAUAUAUUUUGCCCAUACUGCUGGGGGUCGAAUGAUUGGAAAGAAGGUAGCUGAGAUGAUACUGAACAAGAAGGAAUUAGAGUUCUAUAAAUGGGAUGGUGACCUUUCCCAGCUGUUGCAGAGUGUCAAGGACAAGCUGAAUAAAGUUGCCGAGAGCUGGACCCGAGAAGAGAAGAACCAUUGUUUGGAAGAAACUGAGAAAUCAUUCAAGCAUUCAGGGGACAUCCUCCGUCUAGUAUUGUCAUGAUGCCCUUUGGACCAUUGUAAGCACCGGCGCAAGCCUUGAACAUUGCUUUCCAUACUUCAAUCCUUUUCAUUUCUUUUUUUAAAAAUCUUCAAUGGGUUAUGUGAACUUGGUGAAGCUACCAAUGUCAAGCAUUAGCAGAACAAAUAUAAACAAAUUAAAUAAUUUAUAGGA
Tripterygium wilfordii is the source of this 1270-nucleotide messenger RNA. Its product is annotated as heme oxygenase 1, chloroplastic-like. Gene Ontology annotation, molecular function: heme oxygenase (decyclizing) activity. Bases 236 to 1099 code for a protein of 287 amino acids. The record is from RefSeq and is a predicted model, not a curated record. NCBI's taxonomy places the organism in Eukaryota, Viridiplantae, Streptophyta, Magnoliopsida, Celastrales, Celastraceae. The transcript is spliced from 4 exons. Gene Ontology annotation, biological process: phytochromobilin biosynthetic process; heme oxidation.